Molecule: messenger RNA, 1041 nt
Organism: Raphanus sativus (radish)
Lineage: Eukaryota; Viridiplantae; Streptophyta; Magnoliopsida; Brassicales; Brassicaceae
Exons: 1
Coding region: 1-1041 (346 amino acids)
Molecular function (GO): nucleic acid binding; zinc ion binding
Source: RefSeq, a predicted model, not a curated record
AUGAUAAAGUGGCAAGGACAUGAGAAAGUUGGUUUGAAAAAGCGAAGACAUGAAGCUGGCGAGCAAUGUGUCAAUACAGAGGUGCAAUGUUACAAAUGCAGAGGAUAUGGGCACUUCAAAAGGGAGUGUCCAAUUUUCAAGAGACUAAGAUUCAAAAGCUUUGAGGGUAAUGAAUUUGGUAAUGCUCAAAAGAAAUAUGAGAAUUUACUGAAGCAAAAAAAUAACAGUGACGUCAAGAAUGAAUCUGAUAUUGAUUCAGAUGAUGAUGAAGAGUUGAAGAACUUGGUGGCGUUUACAACUCUUGAGUCUGGUUCUAAGACAAAAUCUGCGGCGGGAUCUGCAUCAGCGUCUGUGACAGGGGCUUCAUGUGGAAGUGAUGAUGAUGGUGGAGAUUUUGAUCUUGAUGGGAAUUAUGGAAAGUUGUAUGAGAAUUGGCUCAAACAGGUUGAGGCAAAUUCAGAGUUGACUAAGGAGAAGGUCAAACUAGAAGCUCAAGUUGCUGAAGCACUUAAGUAUGCUUCAGAGAAAGAAGAAGAAGCACGACAGGUUAGUGCUCAACUUGCAGAGACUCAGAAGGGUUUGAGGAUGCUGAAUGGUGGGACGAAGCAGCUAGAUCAUCUUCUCAGUAUUGGGAAAAGUGAUCAAUGUGGCCUUGGAUAUCAAGGAGAAAGUUCUACAGCUGGAGGUAUUUUUGUAUCAGCAGGAAAAACUGGGGUUUUAGCUACGUCUGCUACAAGACCAGAGGUUAAGGUGUCUGCAAAGAAGAUAUCCAAUGGAAAGACUACUAUGAAGACUGUAACUAAUGUGAAGAACGCGACUGCUACACGUACUGCUACGGCAACUGCUACGGUGACUGCUCCAGCGAGAGUUUCUAGAUUGAAGAGUGCAACUCAACGAAAGUUUCGGCCUGUUUGUCAUCAUUGUGGUGUUGUUGGACACAUUAGGCCUAUGUGUUUCAAGUUGUUGAGGAAGAAGAAUCAGAUGGUGCAACCUUAUGGUAUGAGGAGUCAUGGUCCUAUAUGUUAUUCUUGUGGAGUUUAA